UCGAUCGUAUGUAAAAUAAACACUGUAUAUUGUGCUCCUAACUACCGCUGGGGUAUUUUAUAGAAAGUAUACAAAUACGUUUGUAGCUGAAUUAGUUGAGCGGAUAAAAAUUUAAUGACACCUUCUUCAAUAUAAACGUUUACAUUACACGUGAAGUCAGUAAAAGGCUAAUAGGUUUCACCAUGUCGAAUACUGUAGUUCAAUAUGUUUUGUUACGUAGUGAUUUAUUGAAAGAAUUGGGAUGGUCUAUUGGAGCACUGGUAGCACAAGCAUGCCAUGCAGCUACGGCGGUCUUACACCUUUACAAAGACGACGAGCACACAGUUCAGUAUUUGAAUGAUUUAGACAAUAUGCACAAGGUAGUUUUAGAGGUUCCAAAUGAAGAAACACUGAAGAAAUUGGCCGAGAAACUGAAAGAGAAUGAUAUAGCUCAUAAACUAUGGAUUGAACAACCAGAAAAUGUAGCCACAUGCCUUGCCCUGAAACCAUAUCCAAAAGAUGAGGUGAAAAAAUUUGUAGGAAAAUUUAAAUUAUACAAAGCAACACUAGAAACUUCAAAAUAGAUAAUUUUUAUAUAAUAACUCGCUAUUCAUGUAGGAAAAUAAAUUAAGUAUUUUUAAAACUAUGUUUAAAUUAAUCAUAUGUAGCACAUUACAAUUUACUUGAAUAUUCUACAACUCAAAAUUCAAAAAGGAACACAGUGGUUAAUUGUCAUAUUUUCUGUAGAAGAGAAUCAUUUUUGUUAAACAAUGUAGUGUAUUACUUAAUUACCUAAACUUCUUAUAAAAUACUUCAAUGAAGAAUACCACUAAUGAAAUUCCACAACCACUAAGAUAAGUAUAAUAAACUCCUGCUAUAUCACUACAUGACACUGGUUUAGAAACAUUAUGUUUAUUUUUGUAAUACUUAAGUUUCUUCAUGUGAAUAUAUGUUAACAUAGAUUUUUGCUGAAAACCAAAAGCAAUUAUGUGACGUUCAAGAUA
Molecule: messenger RNA, 983 nt
Organism: Leguminivora glycinivorella
Lineage: Eukaryota; Metazoa; Arthropoda; Insecta; Lepidoptera; Tortricidae
Product: putative peptidyl-tRNA hydrolase PTRHD1
Exons: 2
Coding region: 183-563 (126 amino acids)
Molecular function (GO): peptidyl-tRNA hydrolase activity
Source: RefSeq, a predicted model, not a curated record